CAAAAGCAUGUAGACAUGAGAGCUCGAGUCUUAGAAGUGUCAGUGCAGUUCCAAGCUAGAAGAAUGAAUUUAGGAACAGGCAGUGAAGCUUAUGCUUCCCUCUGAUGGAGGGUACAAGAUUGCUUAAAACUGGUGGUAAUCAUGGAAGCUGAAGGAAUCGAGGCAAUCGAUUUAGUCUUUUGAGAUUGCAUUGCUUUCUCUCAGAGACCUCUUGGAUCUUGUAUUGCUUUGUUAUCUCCAUCCAUGGCUGUAUAAGGGCUAGUUCAUAUUUUGGAAUGCUGUUGGAGGGGUGACAGAUCAAGAAAGGCAGGACAGUUGAUCUGUGUGCUGAAAAUAGGCUGUGCAGCUCCACCUCCUUUUUGAAGUUGGUCAUCUGUUUCUCAGGAUACAAAGAAUGGAGUCAAAACCCUCAAGAAUUCCUCGCAGGAUAUCUCUUCAGGCUUCCAACUCUCCUCUAGGAUCCAGAACUGGAAACGGUUUAUCUGGUGCAUAUAGUACAAGAGAAUCUUCAUGGAGAUUAGAAUCUGGAUACCAGGAAUCCCGUGUAUUGAAUAGUUCCAGUAGAGACUGGAGUAUUGGAGAAAGGGACAGCCGUGAAACUCCUUGGAAGCUUACAGCGUCAUCUCCACCUCGCUACUCAGGGACCAUUGAUCACCCUCAUUCUGGAAGAUUUUUGGGAGGCAGAAGCAGAUUGUCUACAUCUUCUUCCUCUCAUUUCACAUCUGGGUGUUAUGGUGAGUCUGAGAGAACUCAGGGAGCAUAUUCAAGACUGCAUAGCCAGCAGCAAGAUAGUGAUUCAAAGAGACCUAAACUAUCUUGUACAUCUACCUCUUCUGUGAGAAGUAAUGGCUUGGCUGCCUUUUCAGAUUCCUCAUGGAGAUGCAGUAGGAUUCCUAGAUCUUCAUCGGUAAUGCUUGGCUCCCUUGGAACUGAUGUGAUGAGAGAGCGAACGCAGUCAGAAAGAACAGAUCUGUCUGUUAAUAAUCUGGUGGAUCCCGGCUACAGAAACAGUGACUUUUCACCUUCGACAUAUCUUCAAGACAGGCCUGCCUCUUCAUAUGCAGAGGGAGCAAGACCAAAAGAGAACUCAUUGAGCACUUUGAGGCUGAAUGCACCCGUGAACCGCCAGUUGCCUUCUGAUCAUCAGCCAUCUUUUUUCAACAGAGACUCUAACAUGAGCUCUUCAAGAUCCAGCUAUUCUUCAAGACAAAGGAGAAAUGAAUUGGAAUCUCCCCAGAGGAGUGUGCAGCCAGCAUUUUCUCUUACUGCCAUUAGAGAUGAAACCCCUUCCUCGAGUGGUUCCGAAAGGGUUUUAUCUACUCAGAGGUCACUGAAUGAGUCUGCAGCUGACAGUGAAGGGAGGCGCACAACCAGACAGCUGCUGUCUCGUUUAGCAUCUAGUAUGUCAUCUACAUUUUUCUCUCGAAGGUCUAGCCAAGACCCAUUGCCUACAAGAUCUUUAGGUUCUGAAGAGUCAAUGGUUGUCCCAAGAGUUCAAGCUACUACUCUGUCAGGUAGUAAUGGAGCUGCAACUCCGGAAGUUCCAGGACUUCAGUCAUCCGAAGCUUCUCAGGGGUUUAGUUUUCUUGGACGAAGAUGGGGUUUAUCAGGAGUUUCACAGAAUCGCAACUCUGAUUCUGAUGGGGAAAGUUACAGAUCAGACACUGAAAGUAGGAGCACAGGAUCCUGGCUGUCAUCCUCUUUGAGGAAUAGAUGUACACCUCUCUUUUCCAGAAGAAGAAGAGAAGGGAGAGAUGAAUCCGCAAGGAUCUCUACCUCUGAUACAACUGCUAGAUCACAACAUGUCUUUAGAAGGAGAGAGUCAGGUGAGGAGACCUCUCUUGAAGCAUCACAUAACCCUCCACGGGCUUCUGUUAGCAGACCAACACCUGCAGUAUCUGUUAUUUCUACAGCUACUUCCUCCCCACCAGAUUCAGCCCCCAGUGGAAGAAGUUCAGGAAUUCUGCCUGGUUCUCUCUUUCGCUUUGCAGUGCCUCCAACAUUAGGAAGCAGCCUGUCUGAUAAUCUUAUGAUAACCGUAGAUAUUAUUCCCUCUGGCUGGAAUCAGUCUGAUGGACAAGAAAGUGGAGAGUCUAAAAUACCACCUUCAAGAGACCCGGAAAGACUCCAGAAAAUUAAAGAAAGCCUGCUUUUAGAAGAUUCUGAAGACGAAGAGGGUGACUUAUGCAGAAUCUGUCAGAUGUCCUCUGCGAGUUCUGACAACCUUUUAAUAGAGCCAUGCAAAUGCACUGGAAGUCUGAAAUAUGUUCACCAGGAGUGCAUGAAAAAAUGGCUGCAGUCAAAGAUAAAUUCAGGUUCUUCUUUGGAAGCAGUGACAACUUGUGAAUUGUGCAAGGAGAAGUUGAAUCUUAAUCUGGAAGACUUUGACAUUCAUGAACUCUAUAGGGCACAUGCAAAUGAACAAGCAGACUAUGAAUUUAUCAGCUCUGGUCUCUACCUUGUAGUGUUGUUACACUUAUGCGAGCAGCGCUUUUCUGAUAUGUUAGGAACUGCAAACGAGGCCAGCACGCGUGUCAGGCUUCUGAAGAUGAUUCUGAAGACUGAUGCUGGUAGAAGUUUCAUACUGCAAGAAACAAACGGAAUUGCUGCCGAAAUGCUGAACUGGCAAGAACAUCAACAUGCAUUUGUUUUAUUCCUCUCCUUAGUAAAAUGUGCAUUGAAUAUUACUGUAGUUUUUGAAGCAUUGUUGAAUUCAAAAUCAACUGCUGCACAGUGGAGCUCACUGGACUUGAGAACUACUCAGCAUGUGUGAGGAUUAGAUACAUAGAAAGCAACUUCCCUUUUUAAAUUAUGAGGAUGUCGUGCUUUGUUUCGGAAGACAUCAGAUUCUGAAUAUUUAAGGAAGCUCUAUCCCCCUUUGUGUUUUCUUCUUACUGUAGUCAGACCUCUGGUUUUGUCUUACCAAGUUUUGCUCCUGUACUGGCACAAAGGGAUUAUAGUGGGUUUCAGGGGGAGGGUGGGGAUGCCCGUGUACUUAAAUAGAUUUUGUUUGGGUGUUCUUAAAUGCCUCUUUUGCCGCAUCGCGUAACUGAUUGCUUCCAUUGUUAAUGAAUGAACAGGAGGAUAAGCAAGAUACUGAAGAGACUGUUAGGGUUUGGGCUUAUUUGAAGAUUAUUAUUUAACUCAAAAAGCAAUAAGAACUUGCAGCGGUCUUUUAAUACUUGGUGAUGGCUUUUUUAUGUACCAGUUUGGAAAUCUGAGAUUAUAUUUGAUAUCAUGUGGCUGUUCCAUUAUGGAAUAUUGCAGGCAUAAACUCUUGCAUUUCAGCAUUCCUAGCAGAUAUGCAACUUGACAAAGACCUAAGGUUGUUUAAUUUAAUCAGACUUUUUUUAGAUCCCACCUUCACUGUUCAAAGCACUGGUUAUCAAUGUGUUUUCUAGUGUUGUCACUUCUUUAUAAAUAAAGACAAAAGAGGUAUGCAUCUCUA
Messenger RNA from Pseudopodoces humilis (Tibetan ground-tit), 3448 nucleotides. The record is from RefSeq and is a predicted model, not a curated record. NCBI's taxonomy places the organism in Eukaryota, Metazoa, Chordata, Aves, Passeriformes, Paridae.